Molecule: messenger RNA, 1685 nt
Organism: Lentinula edodes (shiitake mushroom)
Lineage: Eukaryota; Fungi; Basidiomycota; Agaricomycetes; Agaricales; Omphalotaceae
Exons: 8
Coding region: 145-1440 (431 amino acids)
Molecular function (GO): 6-phosphogluconolactonase activity; protein binding
Source: RefSeq, a predicted model, not a curated record
AAAAACAAAAACCUAUUUUCAAUAUCAGGACAGCAUUGAGCAACUACAUUAUGCUUCAAUACAGUAACGCGGCGGGUUAUAAGAGCUCUGUGUCCUCUAUAAUUCUCUCAUACAUCUGCCUUGAUACUUUCAAGUUAUUCUCUCAUGAAAUCCUUCACUCGCUCCGUCUUCUUGGCACUUUCCUUGUUCGCUAGCCUUCAGAAUGUGGCUUCUACAAUAACGAUAUCUGGACAUUACAAGGGCAAAGCAAAGGCGUACUUCAACACAACCGUAUCCGCUUCACCUGUAGGAUCAGCAUACUUCAUUACAAAUGAACCCAAUGGCAACUACGUCGUCGCUGCUGACAUUGGUUCAGACGGACAGCUCAUACUUCGUUCCGCGUAUGCCACUGGCGGGAUCGGAUCCCACGUCGUCGCAGCUGGUACAGGUGCUACCACGGGCCCGGAUGGCUUAAACUCUCAGGGAGCCAUAUCAGUUAGCGCUUCGUCCAAUAUGCUGGUUACUGUUAAUGCUGGAUCCCACACCGUCACUUUGUUCAAGAUCGACGAGAACGACCCAUCCAACUUGACUAUCGUUGGAGAGCCAAUAUCCAGCGGCGGUCAUUUCCCUACUUCGAUUGCAUUCAAUAAUGCCGGUGAUACUAUUUGUGUGUUGAACGGAGGAAUCAUCAACGGUGUCAGCUGCUUCCACGUCAACCAAACCGCCGGUCUUCAAAUAAUACCAGAAACCACACGUUACCUCCAUUUGAACCAAACCACUCCCGCAACGACUGGCGCCGGAAGCACCGUUGGUCAAGUCCUUUUCUCCGCAGACGACACCCAGCUCUUGGCCUCCGUCAAAGGUCUUCUGCCUGGACCUCCUGCCGUAGUCGGAUAUAUUGCUAUAUGGGAUAUCGACGAAUCAGAUGGCUCAUUAUCUGAAAAAUACAUGCCUAUUGCUCCACCCAAAAAUGGUAACAAUCCUUUUGGAUUCACUCGAAUCGCAGGCGAAAACAGCGCAAUUAUCGCUGCUGAUACGAACGACGGUUUCACCAUUUUUGACUUGUCGGAUGGGAGUAAGUCUUCAUCCGUGGAUGUCAAUACCCUCGGUGCCAUCUGCUGGUCUACAUAUAGUCCGAAGACUGGGAAUUAUUAUAUGAUCGAUGCUGGAGGUGCAGUGUUCGAGGUGAACAUAGACAACAAUUUAAAGGGAUCGGUGGUGCAGCAGUACAACUCAACGAAUAUGGUCGGUCUCUUUGACGGUGAUGUAGCUUCUCUCCAGGAUAACGACUUCCUUUACAUCCUCGCCGAAAACUUCAGUACAAUCGAGGUCAUGUCUUUGAAUGCUCCAGGAAAGGCACAACACAUCCAGUCGCUCAACGUAGCCUCCACGCUUAUGGCUGCAGGAAUACCUAUCAGUUCCUCAAAUCAAGGCAUGGCUACUUUCGUUAAGAAAACGUGAAGGGCAUGCAACAUGCCUCUUAGAGAAACAUACAUAGACAUAUAUUGAUUUAAUGUAGGGAUAGCUCAAUAUUAUUGUCUAUCGGACGUCUCCCCUUCUGCUUAUCCUCUGACUGUGGAUCUACUAAGAACACCCAUCCAAAUUGUAUGCGUUCUCGUCCCUUUUGAAAGAAUACAAACUCUCAUACUUCUUCAACUUUUCUCCUCAAGGGAGAUAUCUGUGGUUUCGACUAAGAACAUCAAUCA